AUGGUAUGUACGAACAGCGUAGCGUAUAGUGUGACAAAUCCACUCGUUACAAGUACUAUGAAGGCCUGGAUACUUUUCGAAUGGAUGGUGGGCACCGCAAACCCAACUGGACACAUUACUAACAAAGUUUUUUAGGACACUAAAACUCCAGUUACUUUAGCUAAAGUUAUCAAGGUCUUGGGUAGAACCGGUUCCAGAGGUGGUGUCACCCAAGUCAGAGUUGAAUUCUUAGAAGAUGCCUCCAGAACUAUUGUCAGAAACGUCAAGGGUCCAGUCAGAGAAAACGACAUCUUAUGCUUAAUGGAAUCCGAACGUGAAGCCAGAAGAUUACGUUAA
Messenger RNA from Debaryomyces tyrocola, 336 nucleotides. The record is from the annotation of a GenBank genome assembly. Lineage: Eukaryota; Fungi; Ascomycota; Pichiomycetes; Serinales; Debaryomycetaceae.